GAUUAGUGUACGUAUUUUAGUUUAAGUAGUAAAGAUGUUGUACGUUCUUUUCUUCAUUUUUUUCGCUUCUCUGUCUACAGCAGAUAUACAUCCUAGAAUUAUAGGAGGAACGACUACCACGAUAACUGCACAUCCAUAUCAAGUAUCCAUCAUUUAUAAAAAUAAACUUCUCUGUGGAGGUUCAAUAAUAAGUAAAUUAUGGAUACUAACCGCUGCACAUUGCAUUGAUAGUGUAACAGCCCAAGCACUUUCCAUUCGUGUUGGAAGUACUUAUUUUACUAAAGAUGGUACACUCAUCCAGAAUAUAGCUCAACUUAUUCCACAUAAUCUUUAUGACGAUCAUACUUUCGAUUAUGACGUUGGCUUGAUAAAGUUAGCGUCAGAGCUGAAGUUCAGUUCGACAGUGAAUAUAGUGAAAUUACCUUCGGUGAACGCAAACGUGCCAGGUGGAAUCAAUGCUAUCAUCACGGGAUGGGGAAAGACGGGAACGACGGAUACAUCUAACGCGUUGCAAGCUCUGACAAUACCUACCAUUGAUCAACAAAAAUGCACCGAAAUCUUUCGUAAGAGCCCGUAUCAAAUCACGCAGCGAAUGAUGUGUGCCGGUUAUCUCUCCGGUGAUAAGGACGCUUGUCAGAGUGAUUCCGGCGGACCUCUCGUGUAUAAUGGCGAACAGAUAGGUAUCAUAUCCUGGGGUUUAAAGUGUGCAACCAAGGGUUAUCCUGGAGUAUAUACAAAAACGUCUGCCAUACGUGCUUGGAUAACAACUAUGACAAAGAUAUAUUUUGAGUGUGCCUCUAUAAUUGCAGUUUUGAAUGUGCCUCUUACCAUUAGUGGACUCUUUCGUCGAAUGAACUUCAAAUUAACAAUGAUUCAUAGUCGUUAUACGAUGUUCUUUCCUGGCUUUUGUCUCGACUCGUCUCUCAUCAUGCGUACUCGACUUUUCCUAUCGUUUCUUUUUCUCUUCACACAGCUGGUUCUCUCUCAGGAUUUUAAUUGGGAUUACGACGAGGGUCGCAUUGUUGGUGGCCAACAGACCAGCAUUCAUCAGCACCCCUACCAAGUUUCUGUUCGAUUUAAUAUUCGUCACAUUUGCGGUGGUGCUAUCAUUAGUAACGAAUGGAUCGUCACUGCAGCUCAUUGCGUAGAAGGCUCAUUAGUACGGUACAUCUCGAUAAAGGCAGGAAUAUCGGAUUUAAAAAUGAGAGGUAUAAUGAUCCGUGCUAAGGAAAUUAUUGUUCAUGAAAAUUAUAAUCAUCAGACUUCCGAUUAUGAUAUCGCAUUGAUUCGAUUAGAGAAGUCACUUCAUUUUGGACACAAUAUGAGACCCAUCUCUUUAGCAAAAACUACGGAUCAGUAUACGGCAGGUUCCAAGGCCGUUGUGACAGGUUGGGGUGUUUUGAGAAAGAAUGGUGUGUUGUCCGAUAAAUUACGCGAAGUAAGAGUACCGGUAGUCUCGAAUAUAAAUUGUUCGUACUUGUAUACGGGUCGUGAGAUCACGUCAAGAAUGUUGUGUGCUGGUUAUUUAAAUGUUGGUGGGAGAGAUGCUUGUCAGGGUGAUAGCGGAGGACCAUUAGUACAACAAGGAAAACUAAUUGGCCUUGUAUCUUGGGGUUAUGGAUGUGCAGAACCAGCAUAUCCUGGGGUUUAUACGCGAGUAGCAGCUUUUAGAUCUUGGAUAGCUCAACAUGCUGGAGUAUGAGAAAUGCAAUGGAGACUUUUUAACAAUAAUGUUUCGGAACGUAGGAAAUAU
This is a messenger RNA of Vespa mandarinia (Asian giant hornet), 1753 nucleotides long. Its product is annotated as trypsin-7-like. Gene Ontology annotation, molecular function: serine-type endopeptidase activity. Gene Ontology annotation, biological process: proteolysis. Lineage: Eukaryota; Metazoa; Arthropoda; Insecta; Hymenoptera; Vespidae. The record is from RefSeq and is a predicted model, not a curated record.